AUGGCUAGGAGUUCGGGAGGGCGGAGCUGCAUGAUUGAGCAGUUCACAAGUAUGAGACCUAUAUCGUUUUCUGGAGGAGCUGACCCACUUGUGGCUGAGAACUGGGUCCAGGAUAUGGAGGACAUGUUGGCAGUUUUGCUGUGUAUAGAUGAGCUAAAAGUUUCCUUUGCGACAUUUAAGCUGACAGAGGAAGUAAAGCGCUUGUGGAGAUCAACAAGAUUGUUGGAGGAGAAGAGACCGGAACCUAUAGCGGACUCAAAAAUUCAACACUUUCCCGCUACUGUUAAGAAUGCGAAAGCGGCGGAGUUUCUGCAUCUGACGCAGGGACCAAUGACAAUACAGCAGUAUGCGGCGAGAUUUAUUGAGCUGUCUUGGUUUGCUCCGUAUUUGGUAUCUGAUGAGGAGAGGAAGGUGAGGAAAUUUAAGGAAGGUCUGAGAUAUGAGGCAUUGGAGCUCAAUGAUGCUUUGUCUUAUGAAGAAGUGCCAGUACAGAUUUUGAAUCGGAAAGAACAAAAGCUGCGUACGAAAAGCAUACCACUGGUAAAAGUUCUGUGGUGCAACUAUGCAAUAGAGGAAGCUUCUUGGGAAUUAGAGGAGAAGAUGCACCAGAGAUACCCACAGCUGUUCAGUGGGAACCAGGAUUAA
This is a messenger RNA of Malania oleifera, 645 nucleotides long. RefSeq lists its product as uncharacterized. Lineage: Eukaryota; Viridiplantae; Streptophyta; Magnoliopsida; Santalales; Ximeniaceae. The record is from RefSeq and is a predicted model, not a curated record. Bases 1 to 645 code for a protein of 214 amino acids. The transcript has 3 exons.